UUUGUUAAUACGAAUACACAAAAUGCCACCAAAAGUUGAUCCAAGUGAAAAAGUUGAAGUCUACCUCAGAGUAUGUGGUGGUGAAGCCGGUGCUAUGUCCACCCUUGCCCCAAAAUUAGGUCCACUUGGUGUUUCCCCAAAGAAAGUUGGUGAUGAAAUUGCCAAAGCCACCCAACCAUGGAAAGGUAUGAAAGUUUCAGUCAAAUUAACCAUCCAAAACAGAGUUGCCACCCCAGAAGUUUUACCAACUGCCGCUUCCCUUGUUAUCAAAGCCCUCAAAGAACCACCAAGAGACAGAAAGAAGGAAAAGAACAUUAAACACACUGGUAACAUUCAAAUCGAAGAAAUCUUCAAGAUUGCCCAAACCAUGAGAAACAAAUCUUUAGCUGUUGACUUCAAAGGUACAGUCUUAGAAAUCUUAGGUACUUGUGUCUCAGUUGGUUGCAGAAUUAACGGUAAACCAGCCAAAGAAAUCCAAAAAGCCAUCCAAGAAGGUUCAGUCGAAGUCCCAUCAAACUAAAUUCGAUUUUAAAUUAUACCCACCUUUAAAAUAAAUUGAUUUCUAGUUUAACGACGUAAAUAAAUAAAAUAAAAUUUUUU
This is a messenger RNA of Dictyostelium purpureum, 600 nucleotides long. RefSeq names its product ribosomal protein L12. Gene Ontology annotation, biological process: translation. Lineage: Eukaryota; Evosea; Eumycetozoa; Dictyosteliales; Dictyosteliaceae. The coding region runs from base 23 to 520 and encodes 165 amino acids. Gene Ontology annotation, cellular component: ribosome; cytosolic large ribosomal subunit. The record is from RefSeq and is a predicted model, not a curated record. Gene Ontology annotation, molecular function: large ribosomal subunit rRNA binding; structural constituent of ribosome. The transcript has 2 exons.